AUGGAUCGACCUAUUCCCCAGAGACGACGUAGCUUCAAGAUCAAGACCAAGUUCGGUGCUGCCCGCCAAUGGAGAAGCCGCAAGAAUCCGCCCUGUGACACCUGCCGCCGGCGCAAGACUGCCUGCAUUAUCGAGACUGUUCCGCCAUGUCGGUUCUGUCGAUCAAAAGGCCAGGCUUGCAAGUCGACCGAUGGCGGUUCCAUUCCCCCAUCGCGUCAGAGAUCGCGCGACACCGAAACGACUGAAAACAGAGCCGUCGACACGAGUUUCACCAGCAUACCAGCACUUACAUCUCCCGAAAGGUUAACUACUGAUAUAACUUCACCUGGGAGCCGGACCGAGGCAGCUUCGCAGACGUCGCCUGCAACAUACGUCAGCGACAACGGUCCCACGGUUGACACCCUUGAAGACAAUGAAAACCGGACCGCGCACUCUAUAGGCCUCGCCGGCGAGCAAGACACAGACCUGCUGGCAUCUUUCAGGUCUGUGAUCACCAACGAGAGAGAUGGUAUAAGCGCAGACGUCAUCCAGGCGAGUGCAGGAGACUUGGAUACCGCGUUUCCAGUCCACUUUAACUUGUUAAUGGACGAGUUCCAGCCGGCCGACGAUGUAGCAAAGCAAAGAAUAUCUAACGAGAUCGAGUCCAUGGUAUCACCACACGGCAAAACACUGGUUCGACUAUUCUUCAAACAUGUCCAUCCGGUCUAUUGCGUUGUUUCCAAAGGACGAUUCUUGAAGGCAUACCUAGAAGACAAGAUGAAGAUUCCGGCGUCACUACGAGGUGCUGUGUAUGGACUGGGUUCAACGUUUUGGAAGCACGACCCAGACGUCGAGGGCUCUCUGCAGUUCGACCUGCAUGACCUCUUCGAAGCGGCCCAAUCAUGCCUGCAGCGGGAACUACAUGCCCCAAAUUUGUGUGGAAUCCAGGCUUGCUUGCUUCUCUUGUAUGAACGGCCAGCGGAUAAUGCUACGAUUGAAACGCCAAGGACAUGGAUAUUUACGUCCCGUCUUGUUGCAUGUGCACAGAUGGUUGGACUCCACCGAGAUUCGUCUGCGUGGCACCUUGUACCGGGAGAGAAGAAGGUGCGAAAGAAAUUAUGGUGGGCAACCUACAUCAGCGAUAUUUGGUCAUCCGUGUGCCAUGGCAAUCCCCCGCUAGUAUACCCAGGUUCCUUUACCACAUCCCCGCCGGCCAUGGACGACAUCGCAUUUGGCGAAGAGGUAUCUGCAGAUCUCCAGAGUCUGGUGGAUUCCUCUAGCCACACUGUUGACAUAUCUACGAGUGCGCGAUUUUUGGAGAUGGUCAAACUAAGCCGGAUCCUGCACGAGCUGAUUGACUCUUACUAUCUGGAUUCCAUUUACCAACAAACAAUCGCCCAGCCACAGCUCAGAGAAGCCAAUCUUCUCGGUAUCCAGCGUGAUCUCGAGGCUUGGUCAUCGAUGGUUCCCAACUGUGUCACCAUGGCAUACAAUGCAGAUACUGCUAGUGCCUUUCGCAACAAUGGUCCAUUGAAUCUAGCUUAUUUCGCGGUUCAGGCCCUUCUCUUCCGCGCGUUGAUGAGCCCUGCACGGAUGUAUGCCAAAUCCGACCCAAACUCCUCCCUUUGCCGGUAUUUCGACUCAGCCGUCAACGAGUUCCGCAACUUCACUGUGUUCAUGGGCCGGAUUACCAGCGCGUGUUUGCAUGCCUUCUGGGGCGGUCGUACGUAUUGUUUCCCGAGUGCUUGA
This is a messenger RNA of Aspergillus puulaauensis, 1728 nucleotides long. Its product is annotated as Zn(II)2Cys6 transcription factor. Lineage: Eukaryota; Fungi; Ascomycota; Eurotiomycetes; Eurotiales; Aspergillaceae. Bases 1 to 1728 code for a protein of 575 amino acids. Gene Ontology annotation, cellular component: nucleus. Gene Ontology annotation, biological process: DNA-templated transcription. The record is from RefSeq and is a predicted model, not a curated record. The transcript is spliced from 4 exons. Gene Ontology annotation, molecular function: DNA binding; zinc ion binding; DNA-binding transcription factor activity, RNA polymerase II-specific.